CUUUUCCAUGAAUGCUGUUUUGCAGAAAGCCCUAUUCAUUACUGGGUUUUGCAUUAUUCAUUUAUCCAUUUCGCUCACGCGUGGGUCAUCGGUUCCUCGAUCUAUCCUUGUACUGAUUCCAUCGUUCUGGGAACGAGAACAGCCGUCGAUCCUCGUCAUCCACCUGCACAUGUCGCUGCACAUCGUUCAAGAGAGCACAAGCAGAUCACAUGUAAAAAAGGGGCCAUACUUAUUCUUCAUUCAUAUUCCCUGUGUGUAACCCAAUGAUGACACGCCGAGCUAUAUAGUCUGGCAGCACGUGGUCC
Molecule: messenger RNA, 305 nt
Organism: Colletotrichum navitas
Lineage: Eukaryota; Fungi; Ascomycota; Sordariomycetes; Glomerellales; Glomerellaceae
Exons: 1
Coding region: 8-259 (83 amino acids)
Source: RefSeq, a predicted model, not a curated record